UUCAUUAUGGCAGCCUCCUUGCCUGUGUUGAGUAAACAUCAACAAAAGCAAAGUAUAAGAGCUACCACGGAAGCAAAGAAGAAAUUUAAGCCACAGUUCAAGAAUGUGUUAAGGAAUCCUUACACAGAAACAUGGCCAUUUGUUCCAGAAAACUUACAAACUGAACUGCUAAAUAAACUAAAAGAAUGUUUCCCAGUCAAAUUACAACCAGUUUUUCAAAGUAAUAAAGAACGUAAAAUAUUUCUGAAACAGAAAAAAGAGAAUCAACUUUCAAGUGAACAAUCUGAAGAAGUUGACAAAAGAAAAGAGAUGAGAAAUGAACUAUCUAUUGGUAUUAAUACUGUGACAAAAGCUUUAGAAAAAGAUAGAUUAAGAUUGGUGAUAGUCAGUAGAGAAACAAAGAUUAAAAUACUUACUCAACAUCUACUACCUUUAGUUGCUGUUAGAAACUGUCCAGCAAUAUGUUUACCAAAUCUUAGUGAAAAUAUGGUAAAAUUUACUGGUAUUCAAUCAAUAUCAGCACUGGGUUUUAAGAAGAAAGAAGAAACAUCUUUAUUUGAUGAGUUUGUAGAAUAUGUGAGGAAAAAGGCACCUCCAGUUAAAUUGUCAUGGUUACCAGAAGAACAACAAAAAUCAGAUGUAGCAAAUGUGGAAAUAGCAGAAAGCAGAACAGAACUUCAUGAAGUGAAGCCUCAAAAAAAGGAAACGUCUGAUUCCAAGAAAGACUACUCUUAUCUUUAUGUUUAUAAAAAGGAAAAUAAAUUAGGAGAUGAUUUUAUUUCAUUAAAAGACUCUGGAACUAUGGAUGAAGAGGAUUAUUUUCCAACAGAAACUAAAAAACAAAAAAUAGAAGGACAAACCCCAUUGUUAUCUUUCAAAUACAGAGGUGUGGAUGUAGGUGCAAUGAAACGUAAUGAAAAUAGAAAAAAGAAAAAGAAAGGAAAAUAAACCUUUUUAAAACAA
Messenger RNA from Patella vulgata (common limpet), 963 nucleotides. Its product is annotated as ribonuclease P protein subunit p38. Bases 7 to 948 code for a protein of 313 amino acids. Gene Ontology annotation, biological process: tRNA 5'-leader removal. The transcript has 5 exons. Gene Ontology annotation, molecular function: ribonuclease P RNA binding; ribonuclease P activity. Gene Ontology annotation, cellular component: fibrillar center; nucleolar ribonuclease P complex; ribonuclease MRP complex. NCBI's taxonomy places the organism in Eukaryota, Metazoa, Mollusca, Gastropoda, Patellidae. The record is from RefSeq and is a predicted model, not a curated record.